This is a messenger RNA of Vigna unguiculata (cowpea), 1767 nucleotides long. Its product is annotated as Class II aaRS and biotin synthetases superfamily protein. Gene Ontology annotation, molecular function: histidine-tRNA ligase activity; ATP binding. Gene Ontology annotation, cellular component: cytoplasm. Gene Ontology annotation, biological process: histidyl-tRNA aminoacylation. The record is from RefSeq and is a predicted model, not a curated record. Lineage: Eukaryota; Viridiplantae; Streptophyta; Magnoliopsida; Fabales; Fabaceae.
UCAAGCUAGCUCGACCCUGAUAAGAAAAACAAAACAAAAAGAAAAGCUAAGCUAAGCUUCACUGCCAUGCCUCCAACCUCAUUCUCGUGUUCGUUCCUCACCCUGCAACCACGCUUCAAUUCCUACGUUAACCCUAUUUUCCGUUCACUCAGCUUCCAACUAUCUUCUUCACCUCUCCCGUUCAAUGCUCACUUCUCCAGCAUUAGACUCCGCUCUUCGCUUUCGCGACCGGCGGAAACUGAUUCUCCCACCGGCGGCAGGUCUGGAGCGUUAACUCCCGGUCCCUCCGUCGGCGCCGAUGUUCAGAAAAUCGACGUGAAUCCUCCCAAGGGGACGCGCGACUUCCCGCCCGAAGACAUGCGCUUGCGGAACUGGCUCUUCAACCAUUUCAAAGAGGUUUCGCGGUUGUAUGGAUUCGAAGAGGUUGAUUAUCCGGUGCUUGAGUCGGAGGCAUUGUUCACUAGGAAAGCUGGAGAAGAGAUUAAGGACCAGCUUUAUUGUUUUGAAGAUCGUGGAAAUCGCCGUGUUGCGUUGAGGCCUGAACUUACUCCUUCUUUGGCAAGGCUGGUGAUACAGAAAGGGAAGUCGGUACCCUUACCAAUUAAGUGGUUCACUGUUGGACAAUGUUGGCGGUAUGAGAGAAUGACAAGAGGCCGUCGUCGUGAGCAUUACCAGUGGAACAUGGAUAUCAUUGGUGUUCCUGGGGUUAUGGCCGAAGCAGAGCUUUUAUCUUCUAUUGUCACUUUGUUUAAGCGGAUAGGAAUUACAGAAUCAGAUGUUGGAUUUAAGGUUUCCAGUCGAAAGGUUCUACAGGAAGUAUUAAAUUGUUAUUCAGUACCAGAACAGUUAUUUGGCAAGGUCUGCGUCAUUAUUGAUAAAAUUGAGAAAAUUCCAGUUGACGAAAUAAAGAAAGAGUUGGAAGCUGUUGGUCUAUCACAAGAGGCUGUCCAGAAUCUAUUGCAAGUCCUUUCUGUGAAGUCAUUGGCAGAGUUAGAAGAGAGACUUGGGAGCAGUGGGGAAGCAAUUGCUGAUCUGAAACAGCUAUUCUCUCUUGCUGAAAAAAUUGGUUUCUCGAAAUGGGUUCAAUUUGAUGCGUCAGUUGUUCGAGGUCUUGCUUACUACACUGGUAUUGUAUUUGAGGGUUUUGACCGAGAAGGAAAGCUGCGAGCAAUUUGUGGUGGUGGUCGAUAUGAUCAUUUAUUCUCAACUUUUGGUGCUGAUGAUAUUGCUGCUUGUGGUUUUGGGUUUGGUGAUGCAGUUAUAGUGGAAUUGCUCAAAGAGAAGGGUCUGUUACCGGAGCUUAACUUGCACGUAGAUGACAUCGUGUGCGCAUUGGAUGAAGAUCUUCAAGGAUGUGCUGCAAUGGUUGCUAAUAUUCUCCGAGAAAAAGGGCAUAGUGUUGAGUUGGUUUUGGAAAACAAACCACUAAAAUGGGUUUUUAAACGAGCAAGCCGAGUAAAUGCGGAGCGGCUUGUAUUAGUGGGGAAUUCAGAAUGGCAAAGAGGCGUGGUUGGUGUCAAAAUUCUCUCUACUGCUGAACAGUACGAGGUUAAACUUGAUGAUCUCAAGUAAAUCAGAUUUUUUUUUAAUUUUUUGGUUUAUGUAUUUUUUCUUUAUUAUUGGUAUUAAUUUACCUUUAUUUAUUUACAUAGUCCUUGAAAACUUGUUUUGAAUGUGUGCGUGCUUACUCACCAUGCAUGUGAUUGAUUAAUGAAACACAAAAUUAUGAUAUUUUACUCUGAUAAAUCAGAUAUUAUUUCUAUUUUA